UUUGGUCAUCAUGGCCCAAGUUUCUGUCAGUAAGUUGUCAGCGUCCACUCAACGUAGCAGUGAGGCUCGUGGUGGUGGGCCUUUGGGUGGAAGCCGCCCCCAGGCCCGUUACGAGUGCACCUACAAGAUGGAACCGGACAAAAAGUUCAUGUCGCAUCGCGCCGGGGGCAUCAUUGAGGAUGUGCUGCAGACGGAGCUACGUGACGCCAAGUACGAGCCCGAACGGAGUCAGAACCUCUGCCGCUACCUCGCCGACACCAUCAAGAACAGGGUCAAGGAGCUGGAGUUUAGCCGCUACAAGAUCGUUGCCAUCGUUACCAUUGGCUCCCUCGAUCAGAACGCCUCAUCGUACGCAAGCCAGUGCGUCUGGAACGAAAAGUACGAUACCUACGCCGAGUUCACGUUCAAGAACGGCUCGCUCUAUGCUCUCGGGACAGUGUACGGGAUUUAUCAAGAGUAAACGCUGCAAAACAUUCCUGAAGUGUGCGGUUGCUUGUACUUCGGAAUCGCUGAGGAUACUGAUGGGCAGUGACAAGAUCUGAACAACUUGUUGACAUGAGCUCUACUUCUGCAGACUGCAGCUACUACCAAGCUCUUGGAAUCCUCUGAACAUUCCUUGAAAAAUAUUUCACCCCCAGCAUACACAACUUAGUCGCAAUGAGAGUACCCGUUUUGCUCAUUGUAAGGUUGCACUGUGGUAUAGAUGUGAGACCUGAUGAUAUCUUACUCAGACUGAUUCAAAAACUAUACAAGUUUGCCAAGUUGGACGAAGAAGUUAGACAGGGCUUUUGAUUAAUAUAAUGGAUUUUUGACAGUACGUGAACAUGCAGGGUUUAGACAUUGAUCAAUUAUUUUCUGUUUGCUGUGUGUGUAAUAACGAGGCUUUCUUCGUUAAUAAUUUAAGCCACGUACUGAUCUACUGAUUUCUUUGCAUGAUUUGUUAACAAUAUUAAUCGGGAUUAAAUGAAGAUGUUGAUAAGGUCAUCAUCACGGCUGCUUCUCCGGGAGAGGAGAGGCAUUUUUGGUGAAUAGUUGCCCCAACUGUUGACUGUCACCCAUGCAUUCCAAAUUCUGCAGUAAGAGGACUGUCGGUCUUUCGUGCCAAAGAGAAUCGACAUUUAGGAACAGACUACCGGUAUAAUACGAGCUUGUGGCCAAUCGAAGUAGAAGGAAUAUUUUUAAAGCUCUACCAGUGUACCAUCUCGAUAAAAGUUAAUGCCCCCGUUCGUUAUUUCAUGUACCUUAGAAAUGUUGGGUAUAUCGUUACCAAACACACCCGUAGAUGGGUUAAACUACGCUUGAGAUUCUUGGAACACGCUGAAAAAAGGAGGGUUACUUCAAGCCACAUGCCACGGGUGUUAAUGGCCAACAUAAACACAACAGUAGAGUAAAUAACGUGUUAGUUUCGAAUGACGGCCAUCAUACCAAACACGUGGAUUUAUACGAGUUAUACUUUACCCGUUGGGUUUACAAUUAAGUUCAAAAAUAGCUCUGUGGACAAAGCAUGUGAUUGGAAUCCUGAAUGAAUUUUCACCGUAUGAGCCGAUCUAAAGUAUAGCAUCAACGUCUUUCCCCGCUCGAGGAGGUAAACGUCCCCCCCAUCAACACCAUUGAAAUAAUCUGUGUCAAAACCCCAACCACGCCAAUUUCACUAAGAUUCACUAAGUUGGUGUUGCACAAGGCAAAGAACUUCAUCACUUUGUCAUGUGGAACAAAUACUGCAAAUGUAUCGCCUACUGGAAAUUAGGAAUACCUGCCCAGAAUUAGAAAUGUCAUGAAACAUAACUUAAAGCGAUGUCCAGACUACAGAGGUAGAUUAAAGGGCGGAUUGUGACAUCGAUCAAUCUUAUUGUUCUCUUUGUUCAUGCUUAACUUUUAUCGAGGCCCGUCGAUCGAACCCCGGCUAACGGCGGUCCGUUAUAAGCAAUCACCCCCCCCCCGAGCUUGAGUGGCAGGGGAUUGGAAAUCGAUACUGCAUAUUAAAACAGAUGGUUUUUAGUUACACUGUUACACGUGACAUUCAAACGACAUGCCCAAAACGAAUCCAAAAUGAUCGACACGGGUAUCUUUUCAAUCACUUUCUGGCUGACGUUUGGGAUAUUUUUCCCACCUCUUGAGAAGAUAAAUCCUUCAAAUACGGGGGGAGGGAGAAAAACCUUCCCCCUUUUGUUGAAUUAUGUUCUCUUCCAGCAUGGUCUGCAAUCCCCAACACAAAAAUCGUACCAUGGCUUAU
Acanthaster planci (crown-of-thorns starfish) is the source of this 2233-nucleotide messenger RNA. Its product is annotated as dynein light chain Tctex-type 5 pseudogene. The record is from RefSeq and is a predicted model, not a curated record. NCBI's taxonomy places the organism in Eukaryota, Metazoa, Echinodermata, Asteroidea, Valvatida, Acanthasteridae.